AACGCGCGCCGCUGUGUUUUUAAAACGCCGGAUCCUUCUGUCAGGGCUGCUUGACAACAUCAUGCACGUUUAUGGGAUAUGAUCUUAUAUGAUAUUAUAAAUACAAGGAAACUAUGCCCAAAUCGCUGAAAAAGUCGUUUAUCUCUCAGACGUCCAUUAGCAGGUACUUCGGGGAACUGAGUAGCAGUAGCGCGCCAAAAACACAAGCUACUUCUAAUUCUCCAAGAGGCAAGAAGCGUGUCUCCCACCACCUCUAUCAAUCAGACUCACCUUCCAAACAAGCCAGGCUUUCCCUGCAGGUUCAAGAGGAUGGAGGCCUUGACACACUUUCGACUUGCAGCUCUACUGAGUCAAAGAGUCAAGGACUGGGUGUUCUGUGCCCAUCCACAUUGGAGAAGCUGAAAGGCUUCACUUGCACGGCUGCUCUUGGUGGCAGCUGUGAUGGUGAAGUAAAGGAGGCAAGCAGUGGAAGCCAUGACGGUUGUCCUACUGAUGACAAAGGUCAACGUGGUGAUGAGGGACAGCUCACAGAGAAGGAGGAAAAGGCCAAAGACCAGCAGACCUUCUCCUUCUCCCAGUUUGCCAACCGAUUUACCAAAAGAGGGGGUGCUGGAGGAAGGGCUACACAGCUCAGUCCUCCAUCAGACUGCAGCGCCACCUCCAGACGCACAAAGAGUGUGUACACACCUCUGGAGCAGCAGGUGAUCCAGCUGAAACAGCAGCACAAGGACGCCUUGUUGGCUGUGGAAUGUGGAUACAAGUACAGGUUUUUUGGAGACGAUGCUGAGAUUGCAGCAAAGGAGUUGAACAUCAGCUGUCAUCUGGACCGGAACUUCAUGACGUGCAGCAUCCCCACACACCGUUUGUUUGUUCAUGUCAGACGAUUGGUGUCCCAUGGCCACAAGGUGGGUGUUGUCAAGCAGACUGAGACGUCCGCCAUCAAAGCGUCAGGGGCCAAUAAGAACACGCUGUUCACGCGACAGCUCAGUGCUCUGUACACCAAGUCCACCCUGGUUGGAGAGGACGUAAACCCAGUCUGCAGACUGGAUGAUCAAGAGGAGGGCGGCUGUCAUGAUGCAAUGUUGGAACCUCUUGACAGCUUCCUGUUGUGUAUCAGUGAGAACUGGGACAAAUUGAAGAAGCAGCUCACUGUGGGGCUAGUGGCAGUUCAGCCCAGCACGGGAGAUGUCCUGCUGGACUCUUUCAUUGAUGGUCAGUCUCGCUCGGAACUGGAGAGUCGUGUCUUGAAGAUCAACCCUGUGGAAAUCCUGGUGCCCUCUGAUCUCUCAGAGCCAACUCACAGACUCUUGCAGAGCAUCACUAAUGCCAGUGCUCAGGCUGACGACAAAGUGCGAGUUGAGAAGAGGGACAACGCCUGCUUUGAGUUUGCCUCUGCAAUGAACACAGUCACUGAGUUCUAUUGCCACAACCAGGUUGAAGGCUGUCACUCUCUAUCCAGUGUGGCCUCUUUGGAGAGCCCAGUUAUAUGCUGUUUGGGACCGCUCAUCCAGUACCUCCAGGAGUUCAAUUUGGAGAGAGUGCUUCGGAGUGAAAGCUCCUUCCAGCGUUUGACUUGUGAGUCGGAGGGCAUGAUCCUCAGCGCAGCCACACUGAAGAACUUGGAAAUUCUCAACAAUCAGACAGAUGGAAGUGUGAGGGGCAGUCUACUGUGGGUGUUGGACCAUACUCGUUCUCCGUUUGGCAGGAGGCUGAUGAGGAAGUGGGUGACCCGACCGCUUAUAAAUGCACGGUCUAUCUUGGAGAGGCAGGAUGCAGUGCAGGAGAUCCUCGAAUCUGACUCUGUCAUGUUAAAUUCCAUGAAAUCCCUGUUGGCGCAUUUGCCCGAUCUGGAGAGAGGACUUUGCAGCAUAUACAACAAAAAGUCCUCCACACAGGAGUUUUACCUCAUCAUUAGCAGCCUUUGUCGCCUGGCUCUGGAGCUGCAGGCCCUGCUGCCAGCUAUCAGAGCACAGAUCUGCUCUGGGCUGAUUCAAGGACUCCUGUUGGAUGUCCCGGACCUGCUGGAGCCAGCACAUGGCUUCUUGAAAGUGCUUAAUGAAAAAGCAGCCAAGUGUGGGGAUAAAACCGAGCUGUUCUCAGAUCUGUCCGGCUUCCCAGUGCUGCAGGAGAGAAGAGAUCAGAUCCGGAGAGUUCUAGAGGAGAUUCAGGACCAUCGCAAAGACAUCAGACUGAUACUGAAGUCCCCCGCCAUGGACUACACCACUGUGUCGGGACUGGAGUUUCUGAUUGAGGUGAAGAACGCUCAGUCCUCCAUUGUUCCUCCUGACUGGGUCAAAGUCAGUAGCACCAAAGCAGUCAGCCGGUAUCACUCUCCAUUUUUGGUGGAGCGCCAUAAGAAGAUGCUGCAGCUCCGAGAACAGCUGCUACUGGACUGCCAGAGGGAGUGGACCAAUUUUAUGGAUCAGUUUGGGGAGCACUAUCACACUAUGAAAAGGGCUAUUAGUCACCUAGCAACCAUGGACUGUCUUUUCUCAUUGGCUGAGGUGGCCAGACAGGGGGACUAUUGCAGGCCAGAGGUGUGCGACAGUGAGCGUCUGAUUGUCAUCAGGGAUGGCAGACACCCUGCUAUAGACUUACUAAUGGGAGAGCACAGUCAGUUUGUGCCAAAUCAUACACAACUGCAGGGUGAUGGGAAGAGAACAAUGAUCAUCACAGGCCCUAACAUGGGAGGGAAGAGUUCCUAUAUUCGCCAGGUGGCGCUCAUCUGUGUUAUGACCCAAAUGGGCUCCUACGUGCCGAGCUCUGAGGCCCGACUGGGCAUUUUGGACGGCAUUUAUACCAGAAUGGGAGCAUCGGACAACAUCUACAAAGGACGCAGCACCUUCAUGGAGGAGCUGACCGAAGCGUCAGAGAUCAUUUCCCAUGCAAGUGAGAGUUCCCUGGUCAUCUUGGACGAGCUGGGCCGGGGCACCAGCACCCACGACGGCAUCGCCAUCGCCUAUGCCACCCUUGAGUACUUCAUCAGAGACGUGAGGUCUUUCACCCUGUUUGUGACCCAUUACCCUCCCCUGUGUGAGCUGGAGAGAUUGUAUCCACAACACGUGGCCAACUAUCACAUGUCAUUCCUACUUAAUGAACCUGAUGGGGCCACUGACCGAGACGAAGGAGAGGUCCGGCCAGAGUUCAUCACCUUCCUCUACCAGUUAAGCGAAGGAGCUGCAGGGCGGAGCUACGGCCUCAAUGUUGCCCGCUUGGCUGACAUCCCAAAAUCAAUACUACACACCGCAGCCCUCAAAGCCCGAGAGAUGGAGGACACGGUCAACUGGCGAAGGAAGAACAAGAAGUUACUGUCAGAGCUUUGGAGCAUCACAGAUAAAUCCUCUCUCACAGAGUGGCUACAGUCAAACUCCUGACACCAUUGCAACUAAAUGCACAAUCAGGACAUAGAUUUGCACAUAUAUCAGAAGCAAAAGUGUGUUUUAAGCAUCUCAGGCCUUUACUGUAGCAUUAAUGUGACACUGUCGUCAAGUAAAAAGAAUAUUGUAAACAUGCAUGAAGGAUAGUGUCGUUCUGCUGAAAUCCCUCAAAUACCACAUGACUACUGGAGCUUUAAGCCAGGAAUGUCCAAACUUAUUCUACCGAUGGCCGCAUACCGCCAAAUCAAAGCGCGUUUUGACGUUUGAAAAUGUUCUAAAAGGGCUAAUCCAACGUAGAUAUGGUAAGACAUUAAAUUUAAAAACAAGUUGCACCUCGGCUUUGUGUCAUCCGCUAGGUGAUGAAACUUAUUAGUUAGGGCUUUAAAAUGAUUGAAAAUUUUAAUCUAAUUAAUCAAUCUUCAAAUUAAUCAAGAUUAAUCACCAUGUGUCACUACAUGUAUGUGCGAAAUUCGCCCAUUUUUGCUGUAUUUUUAACAGAAAGAUGAAUGACAGGACACAAUUAUAUGUACAGUAUUUGUAUGUAUUAACAGCUCCAAAUGAACUGAAAAUUUAAAUCAAGCUAAAAGAUGCCACACAUGUCUGAAAAUGUAUUUUUCCAAAGGCUAGUCUAUUUAAUAGUAGCAGAACAUUGGAAUCACACUUUUAACCUGUUAUUAUGAACAAUGAUGGGUUGCGUUCAAAGACACCACAUAACUGAAGUUGAAUUCACUGUUUUGAGUGUAGAUGUAUUUUCUGAAAAGCAGCAAAUUGUACAUCCGCAGUUAGGAGUUAUGUUAGUGGAUAACAUAAGAUAAGAAUAUCCACUUAUGGUUUUUCUUUGUCUUUCUGUUUAUUUAGACCACACAUGCACACACAAUGAAGGUGUUGUGAGUGUCAGUGAAUGGGCCUCGCCGACUAGAGACGUGUUUGUGAGUUGGAGAUGUGUUCAGUUCAGAAUAAAUGUAUUAAAGACCGGCGGACUCUCUGUGACUGUGGGGAUGCUAUUGUUGUGGCGCCGUCUGCCAUCAUAACAGAGCGAUGUGGCUUGACAUGAUGCGCAUGUGUUCCUAACACUAAAACUUUUAAUGGAAUUAAUUUAAAUAAAUUAAUUACCACCGUUAACUGGCUAUUUGUGACAGCCCAAGUAUUAUUUUGUGUUAUUAGCAUCAACAUAUCAACUUUUGCAGCCUUUUUUGCUUUUUCUUUUUUUUUUUAAAUAUAAAAAUGUUGUUGUUUUUUUUGUAGUUGCAGAA
Molecule: messenger RNA, 4630 nt
Organism: Dunckerocampus dactyliophorus (ringed pipefish)
Lineage: Eukaryota; Metazoa; Chordata; Actinopteri; Syngnathiformes; Syngnathidae
Gene: msh3
Product: mutS homolog 3 (E. coli)
Exons: 24
Coding region: 114-3374 (1086 amino acids)
Biological process (GO): mitotic recombination; somatic recombination of immunoglobulin gene segments; mismatch repair
Cellular component (GO): nucleus
Molecular function (GO): ATP-dependent DNA damage sensor activity; ATP binding; mismatched DNA binding
Source: RefSeq, a predicted model, not a curated record